Molecule: messenger RNA, 2545 nt
Organism: Pteronotus mesoamericanus
Lineage: Eukaryota; Metazoa; Chordata; Mammalia; Chiroptera; Mormoopidae
Gene: THOC5
Product: THO complex subunit 5
Exons: 22
Coding region: 286-2421 (711 amino acids)
Biological process (GO): positive regulation of DNA-templated transcription, elongation; mRNA export from nucleus
Cellular component (GO): THO complex part of transcription export complex
Molecular function (GO): mRNA binding
Source: RefSeq, a predicted model, not a curated record
UUCGCUUCCGGCCUCCGCUCCUCGCUUCCGGCCACUCGCUCCUUUUUUUCCGCUUCUCUAUGGUGCGCGGGCUGCUGUCUCGCCGCCGCGUGAAGUGGGUCGCUCGCUGGGACAGGUCCGGGGCGCAGUUCGGUGUUCGCCAUCGUUGAAGAUCACGCAUGUACCAUCUACAGCCCCACUCCCAGAUCAUCUGCGUCACCUUCCCCAGUGGAGGACACUCCUGCGUUAAUGUCCACAGCACACCCUGAGGUCUCUGCUGUUUCUUCCUGACCUCCCCACACCACCAUGUCAUCAGAAUCAAGCAAAAAACGGAAGCCCAAAGUGAUCCGAAGUGAUGGAGCUCCAACCGAAGGGAAGCGUAAUCGUUCUGACACUGAGCAGGAAGGGAAAUACUACAGCGAGGAGGCCGAGGUGGACCUACGGGACCCUGGAAGAGACUAUGAGCUGUACAAGUACACGUGCCAGGAGCUGCAGAGACUCAUGGCCGAGAUCCAGGACCUGAAGAGCAGGGGAGGCAAGGAUGUGGCUGUUGAGAUUGAAGACCGCAGGAUCCAGAGCUGUGUGCAUUUCAUGACACUAAAGAAGCUUAACCGAUUAGCCCACAUCAGGUUGAAGAAAGGAAGAGAUCAGACCCACGAGGCCAAGCAGAAAGUGGACGCUUAUCACCUGCAGCUCCAGAACCUGUUGUAUGAGGUGAUGCACCUGCAGAAGGAGAUCACCAAAUGUCUGGAGUUUAAGUCAAAGCAUGAAGAAAUCGAUCUGGUCAGUUUAGAGGAGUUUUAUAAAGAGGCUCCUCCAGAUAUCAGCAAGGCUGAAAUCACCAUGGGCGACCCUCACCAGCAAACCCUUGCACGUCUGGAUUGGGAACUGGAGCAGCGGAAAAGGCUGGCGGAGAAGUACCGAGAAUGCCUGUCCAACAAGGAGAAGAUCCUUAAGGAGAUUGAAGUGAAGAAGGAGUACCUGAGCAGCCUCCAGCCUCGCCUGAACAGCAUCAUGCAGGCUUCCCUCCCAGUGCAAGAGUACCUGUUCAUGCCUUACGACCAGGCUCACAAGCAGUAUGAGACAGCCAGACACCUGCCGCCUCCCCUCUACGUCCUCUUUGUCCAGGCCACUGCGUAUGGGCAGGCCUGUGCUCAUAUGAAAUCUUCCCAGCCCCCUAGACAGGAUAAGACGUUGUCUGUGGCGAUCGAAGGCAGCGUGGACGAAGCCAAGGCUCUGUUUAAGCCUCACGAGGACUCCCAAGGGAGCAUUGGGAGCCCCGUCUCCUCUAGAUGUCUUCUCUCUGUGGCUGCAGACGACGAGAGCGACUCGGAUGCUGAAGAGGAGCAGACCACGAAACGCCGGCGACCCACACUGGGAGUUCAGUUGGAUGACAAACGGAAGGAGAUGCUGAAGAGGCACCCUCUGUCUCUCAUGCUGGACCUGAAGUGCAAAGAUGACAGUGUGCUUCACCUGACUUUCUACUAUCUCAUGAACCUCAACAUCAUGACAGUAAAAGCCAAAGUGACAACCGCCACGGAGCUGAUCACCCCCAUCAGUGCAGGAGAUUUGCUGUCUCCUGACUCAGUCCUGAGCUGUUUGUAUCCUGGGGAUCAUGGAAAGAAAACUCCGAAUCCAGCCAAUCAGUACCAGUUUGACAAAGUCGGCAUCCUGACUUUGAGAGACUAUGUGCUUGAGCUAGGUCACCCCUAUUUAUGGGUGCAGAAGCUGGGUGGCCUCCACUUCCCCAAAGAACAGCCUCAGCAAACGGUGAUUGCUGACCACUCGCUGAGCGCCAGCCACAUGGAGACCACCAUGAGACUGCUGAAGACCAGGGUGCAGUCGCGCCUGGCCCUCCACAAACAGUUUGCAUCCCUGGAACAUGGCAUUAUACCAGUUACCAGCGAUUGCCAGUAUCUCUUCCCUGCAAAGGUUGUCUCUCGCCUGGUGAAGUGGGUGACGAUUGCCCAUGAGGACUACAUGGAGCUGCAUUUCACCAAAGACAUUGUGGAGGCUGGACUGGCAGGGGACACCAAUCUCUACUACAUGGCACUCGUGGAAAGGGGCACAGCCAAACUCCAGGCUGCAGUGGUGCUGAACCCUGGCUACUCCUCCAUCCCACCGAUUUUCCAGCUUUGUCUGAACUGGAAAGGGGAAAAAACCAACAGCAAUGAUGACAAUAUUCGGGCCAUGGAGAGUGAGGUCAACGUGUGCUACAAGGAGCUGUGUGGCCCCCGGCCCGGACAUCAGCUCUUGACCAACCAGCUGCAGCGCCUGUGUGUGCUGUUGGACGUCUACCUGGAGACCGAGAGCCACGAUGACAGCGUGGAGGGGCCCAAGGAAUUUCCCCAGGAGAAGAUGUGCCUGCGGCUUUUCCGGGGUCCCAGCAGGAUGAAGCCGUUUAAAUACAACCAUCCCCAAGGAUUCUUCAGCCAUCGCUGACCUGCCUGGCCUGCCGUUUCCCCCUAGGCCCUACGUGCUGCGCCUCGGCUUCGUCCUCUGUCCCACAUGGGGCUCCUGAUAGUCGCCAAAGACAGGUUUUAUAUUUCCUGCUGAUUAAAGUGUC